UUGGCGGUCCUCGGGGUCAGGAGGCAGAGAGCGCAGAGUCGGCAUUGAGGUGACAGACAGAGAAAGCGCGGGAAGAGACUUUGUCCCCAGUGACUAGAGGCGGUUCUAUAGUCGGGCACAUCGCCGCUUGCGGGGCCGGUCUGGAGACGUUGGUGCCCGGUCCGUUCGGGACGCUCGGCUGUCCCCUCUCUGCCCCGGCUUGUGGCUCGGGUGGCGGCGGCGGCGGCGGCGGCGGCACCGAGGGACCCGCCUCAGGUUUCCAUGGCUGCAGAAGUGCUUUUGGAACCUAGUCAGGGAAGUGUGACCUUUGAGGAUGUGGCCCUGUAUUUCUCCUGGGAGGAAUGGGCUCUCCUUGAUGAGGCUCAGAGAUGCCUGUACCACGAUGUGAUGCUGGAGAAUUUUGCACUUACAUCUUCCUUGGGCUGUUGGCAUGGAGUAGAAGAUAAGGAAGCACCUUCUCAACAGAGCAUUUCUGUAGAUGGAGUGUCACAGAUCUGGAUUCUCAAGGCAGGUUCAUCUCCCCAGAAGGCCCAGCCCUUUGAGAUGUGUGGCCCAAUCUUAGGAGAUACUUUGCACUUGCCUGAGCACCAGGGAACACAUCUUGGGCAGAAACCAUACACGUGUGGGAAUCGAUUCUAUUUCUCUGCCAACCUUCAACAGUAUCAGGGGCAGCACAUUGGAGAGAUACCCAUCAGAAGUUCUGUGGACAGAGCCUUGUUUAUAAAGAGCCACACAACCCAUGUGUCAGGGAAAUCCUUUUCCUGUAGGGAGAUAGGGAAAGACUUCUUAGCCAGCACGAGAUUUUUCCAUCAACCAGUCACUCACACUGAAGAGAACCCAAACAACAAUAAUGAGUGUGAGGCUGUCUUUCACAGUGGAAAAAUGCACCACAACUGGGGAGAAGGCAGGAAAGCCUUUAGCUGCACAGACACACUUGUUGAGGACCAAGGAGUCCACACUAGAGAAGGGCUUUAUAAUUGCAGCAAAUGUGGAAAAGCCUGUACCCGAAGAUGGAACCUCAUUCAGCACCAGAAAGUCCACACUGGAGAAAGGCCUUAUAAAUGCCAUGAAUGUGGGAAAUCCUUUACCCAAAGCUACAGCCUCAAUAGCCAUAGGAAAGCUCACACUGGAGAAAAACUUUAUGAAUACAGGGAAUGUGGAAAAUCUUUUAGUCAAAGAUCCAAACUCAUUCAGCAUCAGAGAGGUCACCCUGGAGAACGGCUUCAUCAGUGUGAUGAAUGUGGAAAAUCCUUUAGCCGAAGCUCCACUCUCAUUCACCACAGGAGACUUCAUACUGGAGAAAGACCUUACGAGUGCAGUAAAUGUGGGAAAUCCUUUAAGCAAAGCUCCAGCCUCAGUUCACAUCGGAAAGUCCACACAGGAGAAAGGCCUUAUGAGUGUCAGGAGUGUGGAAAAUCAUUUAGCUGCAAAUCUAACCUCAUUAUCCACCUGAGAGUUCACACUGGAGAAAAGCCUUAUGAGUGUCAGGAAUGUGGAAAAUCCUUUAGCUGCAAAUCUAACCUCAUUAACCACCUGAGAGUUCACACUGGAGAAAGGCCUUAUGAUUGUGGAGAGUGUGGAAAAUCCUUUAGUCAAAGAUCCAUCCUCAUUCAACAUCAGAGAAUUCAUACUGGAGAAAGGCCUUAUGAAUGCCAUGAAUGUGGGAAAUCUUUUAGCCGAAAGUUUAGUCUCGUUUACCACCAGAGAGUUCACACUGGAGAACGCCCUCAUAAGUGAAGAGAAUGUAGGAAAUGUUUUAGCUGCAAAUCUAACCUCGUUGAACACCUGAGAAUUCACACUGGAGAAAGGCCUUGUGAGUGUGGGGACUGUGGAAAAUCCUUUAGCCAAAGUUCCAGCCUCAUUCAACAUUAGAGAGUUCACAGUGGAAGAUGUCUUACAAGUGCAGUGAAUGCAGGUAAUCUGUUAGCUGCUAAUCUGAUCUCAUUCAAUACCAGAGCCUUCAGACUAGUGAAGUGCCGUAGAUAUGCUGGGAUGUACAGUUUACUUCUAAUAUAAUUACGCUGGAGGAGAGAAGUUGUGAGGGAGCCAUCUGCCUGAAUUAAAGCCCAUAUAUCCGAAAGUCUGCAGUGGGGAGAUUUCCCUAAAGUUCCAGGUAUGUGAGAAUCUUUAAGGAACUGUGUUAUAAUUUCUUACCUGCCCAGGACCCUUGCUAGCUUUAUGUUAGUGCCAUCUAUGGAAGAAUUCAUUUCACCUCUAUCACCUGGGAAGUCCACAGUGUGCAAAAGUUACCUCCCAACAUACUCAGGGAAGCUGACCUCUGUCCCAUCCCCAUUUGCGGGGGAAGUGAUGAGUAGUCUUAGCUCUUAUGGGGUCCUCAUUCCCUUCUCAUUUCCAAAGUAGGGUGUGGACCCGACCUAGUCUGGGCCCAGUGGACCCUCUCUGAGUUCCAUUGGUGACUUGUCAGGAAGCACUGCAUUUUCAGGGACACGUUAGUUUCUGGUGACACUUCUCUUGGAUUUUCCCAGCCUCUGAGUUACCAAGCUGGGAACUGCAUGUCUCCUAUUGCUCUGCAUUUUGUAAUAAUAAAGAUAUUAGUGUUUAAGCCACCUUUGGUCUUGGGGUUCUAUUCACUCUGUGAGGU
This is a messenger RNA of Balaenoptera musculus (blue whale), 2602 nucleotides long. RefSeq names its product zinc finger protein 211-like. The record is from RefSeq and is a predicted model, not a curated record. Gene Ontology annotation, biological process: regulation of DNA-templated transcription. Lineage: Eukaryota; Metazoa; Chordata; Mammalia; Artiodactyla; Balaenopteridae. Bases 262 to 1737 code for a protein of 491 amino acids. The transcript is spliced from 4 exons.